UUAUGUAAGUACAGUCACUCUAUAAUAUUUGCACAACCACAACUCACCUAACAACACAUUUCUCAGAAUGUAUCCUGUUGUUAAGCAAAGCAUGACUGUAAUUAAAAUGGUUUUUCUCCUGUUAAUCUGUCCUAUGUCGAUUUAAUUUGUAGCUCAGCCAAAGAACAUAGAAGGGUAGAUGAAAGCCAUUUUUCACUCCCUUACAGGGCCAUCUGAGGCUCCCAGCACCACACCUGCACACAACAGGCAUUUAGUAAAGGCUGUAGGGCAAAUGCAGGUAAGCCCAACUACUUCCUCAUGAUUUUAUUUCUGGCAAAGGUUUCUUUACUCAAAAGAGGCCUUUCCCUAGGUAAAUGAGGACAUUCGCCUUCUGAUGCAGGCCACCCUUGGUGAGUUGGGCCAUUAGGUCCCCAUUGUCCUGGGGCCUGCUGUCCUCUCAUUAAGCAGAACAUGUAGGUUGCAGAUCAGUGGAGCUGGGAAAAGGAGUCCGGGGGCAGGGAGGCUCUUCUGAUCUCUAGGCCUUUCCUGACCAUCAACCUUUCACCCUGUUCCCAGAUAUGAAACUAACACACAGAAACACAGCAUGUAAGAGAGGGUGUGUGUCAGGGAAAGUUCACUUCCUGGACAGCCCAAGCCCCAUUAAUGCUUGCAGUCACAGUGUAGUGGAAGAGACCCUGGGCUAAUUACCUUGAAUCAGAAAACCUGGGUUCUAACCCCAGCUACAUGACUGCUCUGUGACCUUAGGCAAGUCACACCUGCUCUCUGAGCCUCGGUCCCUUCCUCUGUGAAACAGGAUGAGAUAGAUGAUUUCUGAGGAAUAACUAGUAACCAGUGCCAUGAGGCUUUGAUUUAUUCCUUGAAGUAAGGGACUCGAGGGGGUGUGUCUGCACGGGUUGGGGGUGGCAGGGCAGGAAGGGCAGUGGAACUUGGGUGUCUGUGCCUAAGCACCAUCAAGUUCAGCACUCAGAUAGGGCCUUUCAGCUGUCACUCAAAGAAUUCCCUAGGAAUGGAGGGUGGUACCUGGUUAUCUAGUAACCCCCAUGGCUGUGAGGAGCUAGGGGAGGUAACCCAAGCCAGAGGGGCCAUUCCAGAGGCCAGCUGCAGAGAAGAAGGAGGUAAGUAACCCAAGCCAGAGGGGCCAUUCCAGAGGCCAUCUGCAGAGAAGAAGGAGGUAAGGCGUCCUGCCACGGGGGGAACCCCAGACCUGGUGGGAGUAGUCAGGACUGCCCCAGCGAGGUUUAGGGCCUUAAAAUAGCAGAAUUUCUGGGUAUUCUUAGAAGCUGGGAGAAUUUCUUUAAAAAGAGAAGGCACUGCCCCUGCCUGCUCCUCCUAAGAAAAGGGUGGGGGGAGAAAAUGGGAGGGAAGACAGCCCCUGGGUCUUUUCCACUCCUCUUCCCAUCCCCUGGGAUGAGGGUUCAUGAAAAGGCUUUGCUUUUCAAGGGGAAAGAUACUAAAAGGAUAUGCACACUGAUGAGAUGAACGUAUUUGGGUUUAAGAGGGCUCUUGAGACCAGAGCAGGAUGGCGGGGAAUUGGAAUCAGCCAGCAGACGGAAAGUCUUGGAGACAGGGAAGGGACAGUAAACAGGGACACGGAAUCCUGCGCUCCGGGAGGUUGGCUCCUUGCCAAUUCAAUAGCCUGUUCAGCUUUGGGCCCCCAAUGCCUAGUAUGGCUCCCGGCACAUAGCUGGCACUGAGUAUUUGUUGAACUGACCUACACUACAUCUCGAGACUAGACCACAGGAGUGCCUGGAUUAUGAGUGGGUGGGUGCAUGUGGUGGCACAGUAUGAAGGGGGGGAUGGAGAAGAGGUCCUGUGUGUGCUGUUUCUUCAUCCACUUAGUUGUUCAUUUUAUAAACAUUUUUUACUGUGGUAAAAUGCAUGUAACAGAAAAUCUACCAUGUUAGCCAUUUUAAAGUGUAUGGUUCAGUGGCAUGAAGUACACUGACAUUUUUGUGCGACUACCCCUACCAUCCAUCUCCAGAACUGUUCCAUCUCAUUCAAUGAACAUUUAUUGAGAAUCUAGUAUGUGCCAGACCCUUCAGAUUGCUCCAAAUUUAGUGGGGGAGCAAGACAAGAAAGUCAGCAGCUCUGACCCAGCGUGGUAAAUAUCAUAAAAGACAGGUGUGGGGUGCUGUGGGAGCACAGAGUCCCCAGUUGGUUUCUAGUUGAGAAGGGACUUUCUGAAGGAAGCUGUUACUGGAUUUGAGUCUUGAAGGAAGACUAAGAAUUAGUCAGGACCUCAGAGUGAGAGUUGAAACAGUGCCCAAUGGGGUAGAUGAAGCAGAGUGAGAUGUCAGAGAGAAAUCCCGGAAACCCUGAGGGUCACACCAGGGCAAGGAUAGAGCUGAACUGCCCUAAAGGGAUCCUGCUCUAGGGGAAGCCAAGGCUGACUUCUGACCUCUCUGUUCCCCAUUGUCAGCCCUAUGUCUUCCCCCAACCCUGAGGAUAUCCUCCCCCAGGAGCCUGAGCCUGAGCCCUCAAGAUCCAAGAAGAAAAAGAAGAAAAGAAAGUGGCUGCAUCCAGAGGCCAGCAUCCAAACCCUCACCAGGGCUGGCCAUGGGGCCCUACAGGCUGGCCGGAACCAUGAGGCCUUGACCAGCUUCCAGAGGGCAUUCCUUCUGGCCUCCAAGACCCCACAGACCAGGGACACUCCUGUGCUCCAGGCCUGUGCCUUCAACCUGGGGGCUGCCUAUGUGGAGACUGGGGACCCAGCCAGAGGCCUUGAGCUGCUUCUGCGAGCCCAGCCUGAAGAGAAGGCACAGGGCAGGCAUCACAGUGACCAGUGUUUCAAUGUGGCUUUAGCCUACCAUGCCCUUGGUGACCUGCCUCAAGCUUUGGCCUGGUACCACAGGGCCCUGGGCCACUACCAGCCACAGGGCGGCCAGGGGGAAGCCCAGGCAAAAAUGGGAGCCUGCUACCAGGCUCUGGGACAGCCUGAGCUAGCAGUUCACUGCCUGCAGGAAGCAAGCCGGGCCUAUGCCCAAGCAAGGCAUCCCCGGGCUGCAGCCCUGGCCUUGGGGGCUGCAGCGGGGUGUAUGCUGAAGAGCGGGCGGCAUGGUGUAGGUGAAGUUGUGCAGGUGCUGGAGGAGAGCCGGAGGCUUGCUGAGAAGAGCACUGAGCAGGGACUGCUGGGGCACCUCUAUAAUGACCUAGGCCUGGGCUACUCCCAGCUCCAGCUGUUCCCGCUGGCCGUGGAGGCCUUCCUGCAGGCCCUGCCCCUGUGCCGGGGGCCAGGAGAGCAGGCCACAGUGCUAAGAAACCUCGGGAUGGCCCACAAUGCCCUCGGCAACUAUCAGGAAGCUCGGGAGUUCCACCAGAAGGCUGCUGACCUACAUGGCUCCGUGGGGCAGCGGUGGGAGCAGGGCCGGAGCUUUGGCAGCCUGGCAUUUGCGUUGAGCCAGCUGGAGGACCACAAGGCUGCCAGAGACAACUACCUGCAUGCCCUGCAAGCUGCCCGGGACACUGGUAAGGGGGACAUGAAGGGGCAGUGGCAGGCCUGUGAGGGGCUGGGGGCUGCUGCAGCCAGACUGGGGCAGUAUGACCAGGCCUUGAAGUACUAUAAGGAAGCACUGGCCCAGUGUCAGAAGGAGCCAGAUUCUGUGCGAGAACGGCUGGUGGCCAAGCUGGCAGAUGCUAUGAGGACCCACUUGGGCCAGGUGGGGCUGGUCCAGGCUCACACCCUGACCUCGGCUCCAGGAAGGCCCCAGGCUCCGGUGAGGGCCCGCCGCGCGGCGGGGACCCCAGCCAGCGUGCGAGGCAGCACCGCAGAAGCACAACGCUGGUCUUCCGAUGGGUGGCAAGUCGAAGAGCUUGAGGCGGGCCACGAGGAGAAAAAAGAGGAGGGGUCGGCGAAUGUUCUCGCGACUUCUGGGCCCGGGAGAAUGCAGCGUCCAGGACCCACGGCCCAUCUUCCAUUUGGAGCUCCAGGCCCUCCUCGAGUGGAGUACCCUGGCAUCCUGGUACUCAAUGGCUCCCAAGCCAAUAGGAAUAUGAACAACCCUCACCCAGCUUUGGAGGCCGGGGGUAUCCCCUGCCUCUUGCAUGGCCUGACGGUAGGCCUCAGAGAAAAGGACAGUCCUGCAAAAUGGGGGGACAUGAAACUUAAGCCUACUGCCUCAUGCUGUGGAGCCCACCAGCAGAGGUCACCCAAAUGGCACAGGGAAACCCUCAGCAGGAGUCUCCAGAGGAAACCCACAGAAUCUGGCUUCUGUACAGUCAUGUGACCUCCCCCCUGCUGGCCAUAGCCCUCACCUCUGCGGAACCUGCCCCAACACACACACUCUAAGGGGUUUCAGGGGACUGAGCCUUCUCCCAGUUGUCCAACCCUGCAUGGACAGGGAACACAACAUAAUCAGCCAGUGGCUUCCUGAGGAGGCUGGCUGAGGGCUUUGGAGUCUCAGCUCUGAGAUGUUCUGUUUGCUUCUCACUGGGAUUGUUGGACUCAAUAGGUAUUAAAAAAAAAAAAAAAAAGAAAAGAAAGCAAAAUGGAUGGUGAAUUUCACUGUUUUCCUGGAUCCAAACCUCAUGAUUGCUAAAGCCCUUGCGGUUCUAAAAACUGUGACUUCUUGGUCAAGGGGCUUUGGAGUGACUGACUCUCCAGUCCUCCAGUUUCUCAUAUGGUAUAUUAAAUACUACAGAAGAUACAUCUUACUCAAUUGAGGCACCUGCUUCUUCCAUGAAAGACACGGGAUGCUGGGUGCAGGCUCAGGUGUACAGCCUGUAGGACAGCUGCUGCCAGCAGCCCAGCAACAAUGAUAUCAUGUAACGUUUAUUGAGCACUUUGCACAUGCUCCACACUAUUCUAAGUGCUUCACAAAUGUUUUCUCCUUUAAUGCUCGUGAGUUUGUAAGGUAUUAUUAUUAAUAUUAUCCCCUUUCAGAAAUGAGGAAAAUAGAGCACAAAGCUUAAGUAGUUUGAAUUCCCAGGCUAUACAACUAGUAUGUGGAGAAGUUGGAAUUCAAUCCUAGGCAGUGAGCAUCUUCUAGAAUGCUGUGCAGUUCCACUCUCACAGCUAAGCCAUGGCUAGCCCAGAGUUAGUGAAGUGUGUUUAUGCCAGUUG
Molecule: messenger RNA, 5059 nt
Organism: Microcebus murinus (gray mouse lemur)
Lineage: Eukaryota; Metazoa; Chordata; Mammalia; Primates; Cheirogaleidae
Source: RefSeq, a predicted model, not a curated record